Messenger RNA from Myxozyma melibiosi, 1312 nucleotides. Its product is annotated as RNA polymerase II-binding domain-containing protein. The record is from RefSeq and is a predicted model, not a curated record. Gene Ontology annotation, biological process: mRNA 3'-end processing. NCBI's taxonomy places the organism in Eukaryota, Fungi, Ascomycota, Lipomycetes, Lipomycetales, Lipomycetaceae. The coding region runs from base 103 to 1251 and encodes 382 amino acids. The transcript is spliced from 5 exons. Gene Ontology annotation, molecular function: RNA polymerase II C-terminal domain binding.
GGCUGAAACGUGGCUGGGGCCUUCACCUCAACGUCGAAUCCACAGCAUCGCCGUCAACAGCAUCGCAGACUCAAUUGAUUCUAGGAAGAAGCGGUCGCGGAGAUGUCGUACUCGGAAGACGUGGUUGCCAGCAAGCUGUCGAGCGUGAAUGAGACGCAGGAGGCGAUCGUGAACAUCUCGCAAUGGAUCAUGUUUCAUAGAAGACACGCCGCGCAGACUGUAAAGACGUGGUCAAAAGCGCUGAACGAUGCUCCAACCCACAGGAAACUUGCGCUGAUCUACCUCGCCAACGAAGUAAUCCAGCAGUCGCGUGCCCGCAAGCGCGAGGAAUUCCUGAAAGCAUUCGCUCCAGUUAUUGCGGAUGUUAUUGAAAACACGUAUCGACAAACGAACGCGGAUUUACAGGCAAAGAUACGGCGCGUGGUCGAUGUUUGGCGGCAGCGCGAUAUCUUUGCCAGGAGUGUUCUCGACGAUAUACAAAAUCGACUUAAUGAUGCGGAUCAAAAGAAGCCAAAAGCUGCUGCUGGAUCACGUCGUCUAGGCCAAGGCAUGACGUUCGGAAUGGGUUUGGCACCCGAGAUCUCAAAGCUCUCAAGCUUACACGGCCAGGUCAAUAGCCGUGCGAGCACGUUUGGCGCGUCGUUUGAGAGCGCGAGCAAAUCGUUCAGCGACCUGGUGGACGCUGAAGCGUUGCCUGCGCCGACAGAGUACGCUUCGCGGAUCGAGUCUGUGCUGAAAGCUCUCGAGAGUGCGAAGAGUGCGUCUGCGGAACUGGCAAAGGCGCGCGAGGAGUUUAUAGGGCAGCUACAGUCGUUGGUGGACAUCAAUAAGGCUGCGCUGGAGGCCGAACGGAAGCAGCGAGACGAGUUGGAGGAGAAGGGAAAACACAUGCUGGGACUGAAAGAUGAUAUUCAGGAGAUGCUCUCCGGCAAACCAUCAGAGGAGGCGAACGGAAGCAGUAGCGGUAGUAGUAAUAGCAAUAGCACCGCGCCGGCGUCGAAAAUGUCGCUGGAGGAGUUGCUGGCGAGUACGGCUGCGACUGCUGCUGCCCUGGACGCGAAGAUCAGCGUGCCUGAUCCGGGGUAUUCGCCCAUAGACCCGAGCGUGAGUACGUCGGAUUCGAGGUCUGCGACGCCGUCGGCGGUCGCUGAGGGGUUGAAUCCGGAGAUUGCGAGGUUCCUGGACUCGUUGGGGGGGAAGAGUGGUGGAAGUAAAAGUAUAGGUGCGGAUUCUACAGCUGAGAGCAGUUGAGCUGCUGUAGAUGAGUGCAGUAAUUCAAUUGAUUUAUUGUAUUUUAUACAUUUGAUAGUAG